UCGAUUAUAUAAAUACCCUUUCCAAAUCCGCAUAAAAACGUCUCUCUUCCCUUCCUCUGGGGGAAAUUGUUGAGAGCACUCGGAACAAUUUUCAGAGAGCGAGAGAGAGACAGCCAUUUCUCUGCUGCCAAAAAACCCAUACCUAUCUGUGGCUUUCUUGCAUUAACAGUUGUGGUUUGAAGACUGUAUAUUAAGAACUGUGUUUGCACCUGCCAAGACUUGGAAAUAGAUUCCGGAUUUUCACAAGGAACUGAGGGUUUCUUUGCUACAAGGCCUUUACUAAGAACUUCAGCCUUUGUUGAGAAACCUUGUAAACAGAAUCGGGGCUAUUUGAUUGUUCAUUGAAAUAAACUUCAGCAUUUGAGCCUUGGCAAUAUUAUCGUCCUGCAUUGACCUAUUGAUACAUAUCUUUCUAUUUCUGGAGACCAUUUGGGUUUAAGAGGGUACUGUAUGAUGAUUUUCUGUUGAAGGAAUAGGGUUUGAUUUUCAAGCUGGAAAUGAGUGUAGGGACAUGGUGAAUGGGCAGGGGCAUAGCUUCAGGUCGGUUCCUGUGUUGGAACAUCGGUGCAUUGAACUAGGAGAAGUUUUUUUGUCAGUGGAAGGUUCCCAACUUGCCCUCUGCAGGAUCGAGUGCGAUGUCUCGCUGCUUUCCAUUUCCUCCACCGGGAUAUGAAAAGAAGAUUACAAUUGAUGCUACUGGCCUUCUGAAAGAGGAGAAACGCACGGAUAAAAGACGUAAGAAGGAUAAAGAAAAGAGAAAUAGGGACAAAGACAGCAGCAGGGAAAAAAAAGAGGAAAAAAAGGAGCGCAAGGAGAAACACAAGAAUAAGGAUAGGAAUAGAAGAGAUAAACAAGAAGACCAGAUUUCCAAUGAGAAGAUAAAUGGAGAACAAGGGUGUUCUGGUGCAGAAAAUCUUGGUCCAAAGAGUUUACAGAAUAAUGGGAUUAGGGAUUUUAAAUAUGUGCAAGAGUUGGCCAGAAGGACAGGGGAUGCGGACCGAGCAGCAGGAAGCCAAAUGGUUCCGAAGAUUGAUGCUGCAAAAAAGAGAAAAGCUGAACAAUUGGCAGCACCAGCAGAGAACACCUAUGGCAAUCAUACUGAAGAAAAAGGAAAACCGAAGGAUAAGAUGGGAGAAGGGGGGAGGGUCAGUGGUGGUAGGUACCAUUUUGAGGCAAGGUGUCUGGAAAAUGCAAAUGGAGAAAACCUUUUGGGAGUGGAUCAGAGAAGAUUUGAAGGAAUCUCGGCAUCAAAGGAGAAUAAUUUGGAGCAGCAUGUGGAUGGAAAGAACAAGAAGAACAACAAAGAAAGUGGUAAGAGUGAUAAACAGAAGGAUAUACCUCAAGAGAAAACAAGAACACCAAUGAAUGAAAAUUGGGAGAAAGAAAAGAAGAGAGAGGAGAAAGCAAAGGAGGUAAAGGAGCUAAGUAAUGGCCAUCUUAAAUUAAAAGAAAACAGUGUUAGAUUAAAAGAAAGUGGUAAGGACUCUGUAGAUUCAUGCAAUUUUAAGCCACCAGGCCUUUUGAAGAGGAGUGGUAAUAGUUCUGUUGGCGAGGAAAAUGUUGGCAAACGUAAAGAUGUUGAGUUGAAUGGAUUUUUACAUGGGAAUGGAUUUCAGUCUAAUAAGUUUCCGAGACCUAUGUCUUUUUACUCAGCUGUAGGAAAUGGAAAGAAAUUGGAACCAUACGAAACUGCUUUCCGGCUGACAUCUGAGAAGCAGGGGCCAGUCCAUAGCCAAAGAGUGGAUGUUAAGGAACAUAGAAUUAAUGGUGUGGUAAAGGAUCAAGGACCCGAUGCUUGCUCAACAAGGUCUUCAUCUGCUGUUGUAGCAGUACAUGGCAAUGGUGAUGCAUCUGUAAAGCCACCACAUCCUGAUUCCAAGUAUUUGAGUCGGAUAUUUGCUGUGCCCAAAAUGGAGUGGUCUGAUUUUGAUGAUCAGGAAUGGCUGUUUAGCAGUGAUUAUCUACCGUCAAAGAAGCCCAAAGUGGCUUGUAAUUUGGUUGAUAGGACACCCCAAGUGUGGGCAGAUGCUCUAAAGAUAAAUUCUGCUGAUGUUACCGCGCUGCCAUAUGUCAUUCCAUACUAAUUCAUAUUGAAUGGCUUUGAUUUUCCCAUAGUAACAUCCUUACAAUCUUCCAGGCAGGUACUCCAGAAUCUGGGUCUCGACGGCAUUGUUUUGUUAUCCCACCGUGUUUUUUGUUUGCCACUAUUAGUUCUUAGGACACAUUGCUGAUUAGUUCUGAUUUCUGUUGGAGUAAGUUCUACUGGUUUCUGGAUUCCUUGUCCUGAAGGUGAUUAUUUUGAGUUCUGAUUAUGAUGCCAUGCAUAUUUCCAGGAACUUUAAGAGGAGUUUUGACGUUCUCGCUAUCUUUUUGAAUGGACCAAGUCUGGGUCUCAAUGCAGAAGCUAUUUUCCAAUGAAAGUGGACCUGUUGAUUCUCCAAGUGUUGAGAUGGUGAAAUUUGUGCUUUAUUAGCCGUGCUGUAACUUAUAGAAUUAGGAUUAUUCUGGCCUUUGUUGCACCAGAAAUUUUGUCAUAUUUCAUGGAAGGAUGAAAUGGAAGAGACCCAUGUAAAUUAAGGACUGAAUGAAUGAGAUUCUACGUAAAUUAUAAGGCAUUCGAGGGCAGGGCAUUUUUGAUGAUU
Molecule: messenger RNA, 2642 nt
Organism: Tripterygium wilfordii
Lineage: Eukaryota; Viridiplantae; Streptophyta; Magnoliopsida; Celastrales; Celastraceae
Product: DEAD-box ATP-dependent RNA helicase 42-like
Exons: 5
Coding region: 636-2084 (482 amino acids)
Source: RefSeq, a predicted model, not a curated record